Molecule: messenger RNA, 5009 nt
Organism: Stylophora pistillata
Lineage: Eukaryota; Metazoa; Cnidaria; Anthozoa; Scleractinia; Pocilloporidae
Molecular function (GO): RNA binding
Source: RefSeq, a predicted model, not a curated record
UCUUGUUUUGGACAAGCUGUCGGACAAGCUAGCGAUCAAGAGUUAUGUUCCACAGACUUUGUUGUUUUUAAUGGCUGGAGAGGUACCUCAGUUCGUAAAGAUAUCAUUAAGAUCCGUGUUGUUAUCCAGCGCAAAGGGGAUCAAGCAAACGGGGGUGGAGAAAGAUUACCUCCAGCUGACAAACUCAAAACUCGACUACAAGCAAUAUGGCUUCCAAGACCUCUAUGAAUUUUUGUUAGCUAUCCCGGACGUUGCAAGGCUGGAAUUUUCCAUUAAAGAUGGAGAAAAUAAAGUUUUUGGAGUUCCUGAAAAGGGGGUUUUUAUCUCCAAACAUGCAAAGAAGGCUGAAGGUGUCCCAAAUGGCCUUAAAUCUCUACAUCCUUCGGAGUGGCCGCGAAACAAGAGGAGCAAAUCAAAAGACCGAACUGUUGUGCACGAUAAAGCUUCUUUAAAAGUUACGGUAGACUCAGACCAAACAAAAGUUAUUUUACCUAACUACAGAGGGCUAUAUGCGAUUCAUAUCGCGCAAUUGCCAUCACGUUGUCAAGAAAGUGAACUGAGGAGUAUUUUCAAGAAUUAUAAAAGUUUAAGUGAAGUGAAGAUAGAUAAUUCUCAUGGGAUUGCAUUUCUGAGGUUUUCAAAACACGCAGAUGCUGUCCAAGCAAUGAGUGACAUGAAUGGUUACAAAUUACGUGGCUCUGUGUUGAAGAUUAAUCCAGCCACUGAACAUGGCUCUGUUCAAAAUGCAAAAUCAAGUAAAGAGAGAAAAGAAGAGACAAAGAUAGACACUAAAAAACAGUUGAACAAAAAUUCCCUAAUCAUAAAUGGUUUUGCAAGUGAAGAUGCUGUUGUUACAGAACUUAGACCCAGCAGUAGUGUUAAGGACAAGAGUCCUUUGUCAUCACCAAAGGAACUGAAAACAGUUUUGUCAGAAGAAAGCUGGGAAACUGAAAGUGCUCUGUUGCCAAAGAUAACAGCAGAAGAGAAAAAGAAAAUCUACAAGCAAGAAAAUUCUGCAAUAUCUGUUUGUAAAGAAAUUGGGGGAUAUCCCAUUCAUGUCAGCAAUUUUCCAGCUGGAAUGACACAGGAAUCACUCAGACAAAUCCUCAGUGUACAUGGAAAAGUAGUGAAGGUUGUGAUGAAAAAGAAAUAUGCCUUUGUUUACUUUGCGGAAAAGGAUGAAGCAGUAGCUGCCUUGGAAGAAUUGAAAGGUACAAAAGUAGGUGAUAAGAUACUCACAGUCACCCCUAAACUACACAAAGGCAAAGCCAAGCAGCAAAAGAACUUUCUAGUGGGUACCAUGGGGCAGUCACUCACUUCUAGUGAGAGCUCUAUAUCCAGCUGUGAUCCCCUGGGGCCUCAGUCGUCCCCAUAUAAUAACUUCUCUGAUGGUGCACUUGAUUCAGGAGGCAGCAAGAAAGAUCAGUCUGGUGUAUCUGUCAAUGGAUUCAGAGAAUCAAGUGGAAGAAAUGUUGGACAAAACCAGGAAAGUGGUAAAACAACAUCAGACAACUCUUGUAGUGUCUAUAACAAGAAACUUGAGGAAAAUGAAAAGAUCAGUUCUUCUUCAAGAACUAGUGUUGAAAAGGGCCACUCUAGUCCCACCAGCAAACCAGAGAUUUCAGUUGUUAAGGAGGAAAUUGGACCCAGGCAUAUUCUUUUGACCAAUACAGAGAUGAGUGAACUUUACUUGAAGUGUAAGAAACCACUAAGGACCAUGGAUAACAUGGAAGCUCAGGAGUUUGAAGUUCUUGUGACUGAUGUUGUUGACUCUUGCCACUUCUGGGCCAACAUUGAUGACAAGAGUGGAAGUUACAAGGAACUGGAACAAAUCAGAACUGAUCUACAGAUCGUAGAACAUUAUAAACGUUGUAUGCCUGUCAAGCAUCAGCUGGGUGCAGCAAUAUUUUCGGAAGAUAAUCUUUGGUACAGAUGUUGGUGUUUAGAAGUAACAAAAAUGGACAAAAAGCAAGCAAAAGUCUUCUAUCUUGACUAUGGAAACUGUGAAUGGAUAUCAUGGGAUCAGUUUACAGACAUACAUAAAAGAUUCUGGGAUCUUGCUCCUCAGGCAGUGCCAUUCAAGCUAGCAGGUAUUGAGGUUGCAACAGAUUUGUCACCUGAGACAAUGAAUGAAGGUUCAGCAUACUUGAGUGCUUUGAUUAUUGAUAAAGUGUGUACAGCAAGAGUGUGUCACUCAUCAGAUGCUAAUCAGCCUCAUGUCAUAGAGGUGGAACUUCUUGUCAAGGAUGACAAUGGAAAAGAUGUAUAAGUAAAUGAACGAAUGGCAUUGACAAGAUAUGUUCAAGAGGCAAGAAUGGAAACUCAAGGGGCAUCAGGAUUAAUCGGAAACAAAAUAAACACUGAAUCAAAUCCAACAUUCUCAGCUCAGCUGCAGCAGUCAGGGAGACAAGGGCCUCCGCCCAUGCAUGUUAGCCCGCAAACUGUACAGGAUAUCCAAGUUUUUUAUUCAUUUCCAAACCCAGUGCAAAAGCUUGUGGAUCAAAAGAGAGAACAAAUCACGCAGCCCUCGCAGAGCAGUCAGGAAAAAUUGCCUCAAAAAUUGAAUCAAACACCUCUUAAUGUACAUGAGAAUGGCCAGUAUUCUACUUUGAACCAAACGGUAGAACAAUCUCUUCCAAGGACUUCACAGCACCAACAGCACUUCCCUUGUUACCAGUUGUUUGAGAAGAAAGAAGUCAUGACAGUUAUGCUGUCACAUGUUGAAUCCUUCAAUGUAAUAUACUUCUAUAAGUCUGAUGAUAACAGUCUACAGAAGCUUAAACACAUGACGAGGGUGAUAUACUCUGAAACGAAUUUAGCUACAAAGAUCUAUCCUCGCAUUGGUGACAUCGUGGUAUCAGUUAACGAAACUGGAAGGUGCUUCCGGGUCAAAAUUGUAUCCGUUCCUUUUGGUUCCGGAGUCGGAGUGGAUAGGGUGAAAAUUCAGAGUAUUGAUUAUGGAUGGCAUUUCACUGUGCCUUUGAGUAGCUUAUGCGAAUUGCCUCAGAGCCUAAAGCACAUCCCUCCUCAAGUUAUGAAGGCUAACCUUGCAGGGCUGCAAAGAGAUGCUGCCCCCACGAUUUUACCAGUAAUGGCUAUGAAUAAGUUGAUAGAAGUAAAAAAAAGGAAACAGGCAGUUCAAUUGUCAGUGGUAAAGCGACGAGAGGAUGGUGUACUUUUGGUUGAACUCUUUGAAUCUGACGGCCCAAGUCUCAAUGUUCAGCUACUGAAAACGCCGGGGAUUCAGUUAGAUGAAUCACUGCGUUCUCUUUUCUCUGCAAACUUCAAAUCGCUAGGGUCUGAUACCUCAAGUUUGUCAUUCGGGGAAUGCAUCAGCAGUCUUCACAUCACAGGUCAUCAAGAUUCAAGAUGGCCAACACAAGAGAAGAGAGUGGAUCAUAACGCUGAUAACCAAUCCGUCCACUCGGAUUGGGAAGCCGGCCUGAUAGAAACAGAACCAGACUGGAUUGGCAUUGUGCCUGUACCCGGUGCGACUGUGAGACAGUCUUUAGACAAUCUGUACCUGCCUCCACCUCCUGAGGGGCACCAGCUCUUUCCUUUGGGACUACCCAGUGGUGGGCCUCUUGGUUCACGCUCCCCUUCAGUAUCUUCAUCAGCGAGCAAUGAUUCUCUUGAUGUACGUCAUCUCCCGGGAGGAUCCGUCUCAAGCCUUUCCCGGGAAAGACGGCUUCCGUCUAACUCAGGAUCAGGAUCAGGAUCAGAGGGUGGUGAUGUCCAAUCACACUCGGUCGUUAAGACCUUGCAAAGUGCUAUGCAGGAGAUUGAAGUGACGGGUGAAACUGACAAAGCAACUGCACUCAGGAGAGACGAGAAAUCCCGAAUGAGAAAUGGAGGACAUCAGAACUUAUUUGAAAAAGAACUAUUUAGUCUCGAAGAUCUUAAAACAUGCAGGCAGGAAAGAGAAGAACUGAUUCAAAAGGAGGACGAACUGAAAAAGAUCUUAGGAAUGUCACGACCUGAGAAGUUAAAAAUGCUAAAUUUGAACCAGGAAAAAGAAAAGCUGGAGAGAAAAAUAAGGAUUAAAGGACUUGAAAACCAAAUCCUAAAACUUGGUAAAGAACUGAAGCAACUUGAACUUGAAAAAGAAGCACUCGAGGAGGAACUUGAAAAGAGUUGAAGAAAAAAAGUUUCUCCCCUUAUCACCAAUACUGAGUAAUCUCAGCUGAUUAUAAAAUUCAUAGUUCAGUUGGAUGAAUCUUGACAAAGCACAGGAUAAUCUGAAUCUUACUGGCCAACCGAGCUUAUGUAAAGGUGUCUCAUAAGACAGCUUGAAAACUGUCUCUGUUGUCAGUGGGGCUGACAACAACUGGGAAUUUGUUCAAUAAGUGGAAAGCAUUGUUCUCAAAUCUUAAGGGCUCGUGCGAUAAGCUUUGGACUAAGGACACAACAGUGCAACUGGUGUCUUCUCUGUUGUGUUGAGAUGGAUUAAAUGUAAACACCCUUUCCCAUGAAAGAUCGAUUUAAGAGAUUGUGUGCUGUUUCUCUUUAAUAAGAUUCCCCCUACACUGAUAAUCUCCCAUUCUACUAUAUUUCAGAUGCAGAUUUUUUUAAAGGUGACUGUUUACAGUAUCUGCUCAAACUGUAUUUUAAGAGUUAGAGAGAUAAUUAUUUUGCACCUACGAGAGAAGAUCUUUGAUCUCCAGCAAGAAUGCUCUGUUCAAUAUGGGCAGGGAAUGUGAAGAUGUUGAAAAAGUACACCAAGAAAACUGCAUAAUCAAGUUGGUCCAUUCGUCUGUUUGUCUACCUGUCUGUCUUUCCAUCUGUUCUUCCGAGAUAAUUAUGUGUAAGGGGAAGUGGGUCAGAAUUAAUUUGCAUUGGGUACAGUAAAAACCCGCAUACAAGAACAUGUGGAUUAAGAACACCCAGGCUGAAAUUUUGUAAAAAAGGAGCAUAUAUAUAUGAACACAUUCAGCGUGAAAAUUGAAAACUGUUCUAAUAUAUAAAAACUCUUCCCUUUUCAGUUUAAUAGAGUAAACAGUGUCUGUAGC